AUGACCGACCCUCCGCCGCCCGCCACCCCCGGCGCGGGCCAACAGCUGCAGCCGCCGAGGCGCCAGUACCGCCUUUCCGACUACUCGCCAAACCACAACCACGCCCACGCCCACAACCGUACCAACGAUGAAUUGCUGAACCGCCUAACCCCCAUGACCGCCGUCGAGAUGCUCCAAUCACCCAGCACCGAGCUCAAGCAAUGUCUCGACAACUGUACCGUCAGCGAACAGGAAUUCGCCAUGCGCGCUGCUGUUGCCAGCCGGAAGAUAUACGAAUGGCUCGAGGAGCUGUCCGAUUGGCCUUGGCCCGAAUCCGGUGGUUCUGUGGGCUUCGAGAUGCCCGACGCAAAGAGGAGGAAACUCUCAGGCCAGGAUGACGGUCUGGGCUCUGAAGACGGACCCGAAUCCGAAUAUAUGGGGAGUUUGCCGGCCGAAGACGUCAUCCGCUACGAGGGCCGCGUAGAUGGUAUCUCACACGACAUGGACGAAUUACAAAUCGAGGAUAUUAAAAGUCAUGUCAUGCACAGCCACAUCAUUCCGUUAUCGAGACCAGGGACGCCGGUCUCGGAUACGCGCUCCAUUUCAUCGAUGCUCUCAUACAAUCGCAUGGACGAUCUCACGGCUCUUCUUACGGCCAUUAUCAUCCAGGCGUUGCCAAAUCUCUCCAAGCUUUGCCGCCUAUUGAAAGUCUGGCACAUUCGACUUUCUGUCCUCCGUCGCAUACCAGCCCUGCUCGCCGGCAUCGCCGAGGCGGAAUUCGCACUUCAGUCUGCGUGGAAUGUCCUUUCGUCUCCAGCAAAUACGCCAUCAGCGGAAGAUGGUACUGAAGACGACGACUUGUCACGGCUGAAGCAAGCUUAUACCGUUGUCAAAUCCGUGUUGGAAAAGCAAAUUACAAAGUCUGGACGAAGCCUUGACUACAUGCUCGACAGCCUGGAGGGCCUGCAGGACACAUUGCCCGACGACUGGCUGGAUCGCAUGGAAACGAUUGAACGGAGCUACGCAGAAUGGGUUUCUGUAGGAGAACGCAAAAUUCGAGAGGGGGAAUGGGCGAAACUCAUGCGGCCAAAGCAAUCUGCCGUACGCGCCGCAGAGGAACCUGCAAAAGCGUCCGUCAACGAAACAACCAAAGUGGCCGCCAGGAUACCAGUCGACAAACAGGCCAAUGAGGUCAACAACGAGUCUGCCAAGGAGGUCACGAGGGAUGCAGAAGCUGAACCUCGCAGCGCCGUCAAUUCAUUGCCAGUCGUGGAAGACGACCCCAGGACUGUGACUCUACCCGUGCCUAUCAAGAUCAACCUACCUGAGGAUGACAGCUUCAUGGACAAGAGCGAGACCAAUUCCAUCAUUUUCCAUGCGGAUGCCACUCCUGAACAGUCCGAGGGCUCUGACGAAGAAGCCAUCGAAGUGUCUCCCUCCCAUUUUCAAGCUCAAAAGAAGACGCUGUCCACGACAACUGGCCUCGAUGGCUCUUCUGAGGCCCUGAAGCCCAAGCGGGCUCCGCUGGCCGAGGUUCGUAACGAAGAGAGCACCAAGAAAAGCAGCAAUGCUAGCACUCGCGAAGGCGAAAUGAAGGAAGAAAUCCCCUUGCCCGUCGCCAAGGCCUCCCUGGAAGAAAAGGCAACCAUGGGGUCUUCCUCCUCCUCUGAUGAAGAUGAGGCUGUGGAAAUCCUCUCCGAUACCCCUGAGAGCGAGGACGAGAUAGAGCUCCCACCUCUCAUUCGCCCAGAGCGGCGGGGAAGCAACGCCUCUCAGUCGUCCACUGUCAUCUUCGGUCACACCAGUCUACUCGCGGAAGCCACCAGCGAUGUCCCUGAAGUAUCUGCCUCGCCACCUCUACCGCGCCAGAGGCCUUCCGAGGUUUCGCGUCAAAAGGCUGCCACCGAGCGAUUCAUGAACAUCAGCCCGCCAAGCUCGCCGCCGUUCCGACCUACUUAUCGACAAGAUAGUGCCAGCCCGAUGAUUGGUCCUCAAGGCGACGGCUUGCUUCCAGCGCUCCCCCUCGAAUCGUCCUUUAUGGAAGAGGAAUUCGACACCUCAUUCACAAACAUUCCUCCGCCUAGAGAGCCCUCCGAUCUCAGAUCAGACGACCACCUUCGGCAGCAAAUCAGCGAUAUUCUCGACUCCAUCCCGGCCAACAUCAAGCUGGCUUCCGGUCCUCCGAAGAUCAACCUCAACCCGCCUCCUCCGGAUUUGCCUGCCAAACGGCUCAAGAAACCGUCCAGAGAGCCUAUCCGGAGAUCCGCCUCCAGCCUUUCCAUGACGUCGAGGGCCUCAUCGCGAGCCACGACGCCAUUCCUGACUCUUGCUCCCGCGUACGCUAAGAACCCGAGACCGAAACGCCCGCAGAGUAGACAGGACAUCAAGGUCUAUCAUCUCUCUCGUUCAACUGGCGAGGCCCCCAUUAAGCUUUUUAUUCGCUGUGUUGGCGAGAACGGGGAGCGUGUCAUGGUCCGUGUUGGUGGUGGCUGGGCUGAUCUUGGAGAGUAUCUCAAGGAGUACGCUGCCCACCACGGUCGCCGUUCGACCGGGAGGGCAGACAAGGCAAAGGUCGAGAUUCAGGACAUCCCUCGUCCUCCCACCAGCCACAGCCGGGGAAUAGGCUCGAGUCCCCAGAGCCGCCCGGCCUCGGCGAUGGACAUGUCCCCGAUGACGCCCCUCCACGUACGAAAGGCUAGGAAAUCUUUCGGCGCGGCCGAUCUAUCGAACACGUCUGCCCCGAUGUGCCUCCCUCAGACCCCUGCCGUGCCUCCUAUCCCCGACAAGUUCACGCCGUCCUCAGAGGAUUCCAACCGUUCGCGAGCCAGCUCACACGCUUGGGCCGAAGAAGACAGCUCAUUCCUUGGCCUCGCAGGUCCGACUGGCCGUAAGGUCGAGAUGAGUGAGGAAAGUCGCGCAUGGGUCGAAAGUGUCAAGGAGAAGGUGCGACUUGCUAGCGGCGAGACGCGCAAGAAUUCUGAAUUUGGCGAAAUGGGCAAGGUUGGAGGUACGAAACGGCUUUUCCGGAAAGGCUGA
Messenger RNA from Colletotrichum karsti, 3015 nucleotides. RefSeq names its product GAS2 domain-containing protein. Bases 1 to 3015 code for a protein of 1004 amino acids. The transcript has a single exon. Gene Ontology annotation, molecular function: microtubule binding. The record is from RefSeq and is a predicted model, not a curated record. Lineage: Eukaryota; Fungi; Ascomycota; Sordariomycetes; Glomerellales; Glomerellaceae.